Molecule: messenger RNA, 552 nt
Organism: Microthlaspi erraticum
Lineage: Eukaryota; Viridiplantae; Streptophyta; Magnoliopsida; Brassicales; Brassicaceae
Source: the annotation of a GenBank genome assembly
AUGGUAAAAGCAUACAGACAAGAGCAUGUCUACAAGCAUCCAUGGGAGCGAGUGAGCGCUGCCUCAUGGAGGAAGUUUGCAGACCCUGAAAACAAACGCAUCCUUUCUCACAUCCUCGAAGUCGACACCUUGAACCGUAAACUCGACACGGACACCGGGAAACUCCACACCACACGUGCCCUCACCAUCCAUGCUCCUGGCCCAUGGUUCCUUCACAGGAUCAUCGGUCAGGACAUCUGUCACUGCGUUGAAUCAACUGUUGUCGAUGGCAAAUCACGUUCUAUGCAGCUUACUACAAAGAACAUUAGUCUCCAGAAGUUUAUUGAAGUGGAGGAGAGGAUAAGGUACGAUCCGCAUCCAGAGAAUCCAUCGGCAUGGACGGUUUGUAGCCAGGAGACGAGCAUUAGGAUCAAACCCUUGUCGGCUCUGGCCUCAAUGGCGGAGAAAGUUGAGCAAAAGUGCGCAGAGAAAUUCAUGCAGAAUAGCGUCAAAGGACGAGAGGUUAUGGAGAGGAUUUGUAAGUAUAUGGAAGCAGAAUCAGCUCCAAUCUAA